GCGGAAGUCUUUCGCUUCGCACUGCGCCAUUUGAGCUAACAAACGGUUGUUGUUUUUCUACGAACACGUGACCCCCCCCCCCCACGUCCUUUUCCGCAUCACAUGACCUGGCGGCUCGUGCCGCUUGAGAGGAGCAGUCGAGACGCGCUCGCUCGUGACUUUGACCCGUAAACUUUGACAGCGAUGAGAAAGAGGAGCGCGCUCGCGCUGCCCCCCCUGCUGCUGCUGCUGCUGCUGUGCGCGCGCCCCGCUCAAGGGUCCAACGGCAGCCUCCCUCUGGUCAUGUGGCACGGCAUGGGGGACAGCUGCUGUAACCCCCUGAGCAUGGGUGCCAUCAAGAAGAUGGUGGAGGAGGAGAUUCCGGGCAUCUACGUCCUGUCGCUGAUGAUCGGCAAAACGGUCACGGAGGACAUGAAGAACGGCUUCUUCAUGGACGUGAACGAGCAGGUGUCCACGGUGUGCGAGCAGCUCGCCCGUGACCCCCGGCUGAAAGGGGGCUACAACGCCAUGGGCUUCUCCCAGGGGGGGCAGUUCCUGAGGGCUGUAGCUCAGCGAUGCCCCUCACCCCCCAUGAAGAACCUGAUCUCCGUGGGGGGUCAGCAUCAAGGAGUGUUCGGUCUGCCUCGGUGUCCCGGUGAGAGCUCCGCCCUCUGCGAGUGGAUCCGCAAGAGGCUCAACUCGGGGGCGUACACGGACCUCGUGCAGAAGCAUCUGGUACAAGCGCAGUACUGGCAUGACCCACUCAACGAAGACCUGUACAGAACGCACAGCCUCUUCCUGGCCGACAUCAACCAGGAGCGGGCUGUGAACGAGUCCUACAAGAAGAACCUGCAGGCGUUGCAGAAGUUCGUGAUGGUGAAGUUCUUGCAGGACAGCGUCGUGGACCCCGUGAACUCAGAGUGGUUUGGCUUCUUUAAACCAGGCCAGGAUGUGGAACUGGACACUCUGCAAGAGAGCACCUUGUACAAAGAGGAUCGACUGGGACUCGCCGCCAUGGACAAAGCAGGCAAGCUGGUCUUCCUGGCCUCCGAUGGGGAUCACCUGCAGUUCGACAGGGCAUGGUUCAAUGCCAACCUCUUACCCUUCCUGCGCUGAGGACACCUCCUCUCUCUCUCUCUCUCACACACACACACACACACACACACACACACACACACACACACACACACACUCCUUGCACUGCAUUCCUGGUUUGACCCGUUUCCACACACCACAAAUUUUUGCUAACUCCUUAUCUUUCCUAAAGUAACAAUCGAGUGUCGCUGAUAAACUCUCCAGUAACCCAAUGAAAAUAAUGAACGUUGGCUAGAGGAAAUUAAAUUUUGAAACUGGAAUUUAGCAUU
Molecule: messenger RNA, 1343 nt
Organism: Scleropages formosus (Asian bonytongue)
Lineage: Eukaryota; Metazoa; Chordata; Actinopteri; Osteoglossiformes; Osteoglossidae
Gene: ppt1
Product: palmitoyl-protein thioesterase 1 (ceroid-lipofuscinosis, neuronal 1, infantile)
Exons: 9
Coding region: 184-1095 (303 amino acids)
Biological process (GO): receptor-mediated endocytosis; protein depalmitoylation
Cellular component (GO): lysosome
Molecular function (GO): palmitoyl-(protein) hydrolase activity
Source: RefSeq, a predicted model, not a curated record